AUGUUUCCCUUCACUCUUCCAACAUUGGCUAUUGCUGCCGCUCUAGGUCUCCUCAUCUGUCAACUCCUCCCCAAACGGCCCAAGAACCUACCCCCAGGCCCCAGACCCCUCCCCAUCAUCGGCAACGCCCUGGACUUUCCCCCAUCCAACUCCGUUGAGUACCAGCACUGGCUCAAGCACAAGGACACCUAUGGAGGGAUCAGCGCCGUCCACGCCAUGGGCAUGACGCUAGUCAUCCUGCACGACAGACAAGCCGCCCAGGACCUCCUGGAGAGGGACGCCGCCAAGACUUCUGGCCGUCCUGCCAUGAUCUUUGCCAACAAGUACUGCGGGUACGAGGACCUCCUCAGCUCGCAGGGCUACAAUGACACUUUUCGACGGUACCGCAAGCUCCUGCACAGGGAGUUGGGCACCAAGGCGUCUGUGCUCAAGUUCAGCGACUCCCAGGAGGUCGAGGUGCGAAGACACCUGCUCCGCGCCCUGGAGGAGCCGGACAAGUGGCUCGACCACUACAAGACCUCGGCCGGUGCCACCAUCCUCAAGAUGACCUAUGACUACACCAUCGAGCCUCACAGGCCCGAUGUCCUCGUUGACCUCAUCGAGCGCAUGAUGAACGAGUUCUCCCUUGCAGCCGUGCCCCUCGCCUGGUCCGUCGACCUGUUCCCCAUUCUAGGCUACCUCCCCGAGUCCUUCCCCGGUCUGCAGUUCAAGAAGAUCGCCCGCCGAUGGCGCAAGACCAUCCGGGACGUCGGCUACGUCCCCUUCCAGUUCGUCCAGCGCCAGAUGGAGGCCGGACGGGCCAAGACCUCAUACACGUCCAAGGCCAUCGAGUCCUUUGUCACCGUGAACGACGCCACGGGCGUCCCGCAGCUAAACCGCGAGGACGCAGAGUGCAUCGUCUGGACAGCGGCGAGCCUCUACGGCGGCGCCUCGGAUACGACUGUCAUGGUCCUGACCACCUUCACCCUUGCCAUGAUUCAGUGGCCCGACGUUCAGCGCAAGGCGCAGGGAGAGAUUGACCGUGUCGUGGGGACAUCGCGUCUUCCUAGUUUCCAGGAUAGGGGUGAACUGCCCUACGUCAACGCCAUUGUCAAGGAGGCCUUUCGAUGGUGGCCCAUUGCUCCCAUGGGCUUCCCCCACUCCACGGACGAUGACAUUGAGUACAGGGGCUACCACAUCCCCAAGGGAUCGUACCUGAUUCCCGCGGUCUGGUGGUUCCUGCACGACCCAGAGGUGUACUCGUCCCCGGAGGUCUUUGACCCAGAGCGCUUCCUGAAGCCGCGAGACGAGCCAGAUCCGGGGAGCGAUGCUUUUGGGUACGGGCGCAGGGUCUGCCCGGGUCGACACUUUGCUGAUGCGAGCAUCUACCUCAACAUUGUCCAGGCGUUGGCCACAUUCAACAUGGAGCACGCUGUCGACGCAGCGGGGAACAAGAUCCCGGUCCAAGCCCAUGAUACGCACGGCAUCCUGAAUCAUCCAUCCAAGUUCCGCUUCAAGGUGUCGCCCCGCAGCGCGCAGCACGAAGAGCUAAUCCGCAAGGUCGGAGUAGAGCACCCCUGGGAGAAGAGUGAUGCAUCGCUCCUUGGUGGGGAGGGGUGGGCGUGA
Messenger RNA from Emericellopsis cladophorae, 1605 nucleotides. RefSeq lists its product as uncharacterized. Gene Ontology annotation, molecular function: oxidoreductase activity, acting on paired donors, with incorporation or reduction of molecular oxygen; iron ion binding; heme binding. Lineage: Eukaryota; Fungi; Ascomycota; Sordariomycetes; Hypocreales; Bionectriaceae. The record is from RefSeq and is a predicted model, not a curated record. The transcript is spliced from 2 exons. The coding region runs from base 1 to 1605 and encodes 534 amino acids.